AUGCCCAUCUCCAAGUUCAUCAACACCUACCACGAACCGUCUGUAUACAACGGUAGCCUGGGGCCAUCCUGGGCCAACAACCCGGGUUCAACACCUCAGUCCGAGAUGUCGGGGCUGAAACAGGCGCUCACGUAUCUGGAGAUAGCGGCCAGUGACGGCAGUCACAUCCACCGCUCGUUCUCGGCUGGUGGCUCACGCUUCGAGCAAUUCUCUUCAG
This is a messenger RNA of Sphaeroforma arctica JP610, 217 nucleotides long. RefSeq lists its product as hypothetical. The annotation marks the transcript as partial. The record is from RefSeq and is a predicted model, not a curated record. Lineage: Eukaryota; Ichthyosporea; Ichthyophonida. The transcript has 2 exons.